CGUCGAAUAUUUAAAAUUUGGCCACGCUUUGAAAGUGGUUCCUGUCCAGACCGGAAGUGAAAGCAAGUUUGUCUUGUCUGCGCCGAAGUGGAACAUGUCAGACUGGGAGGACGAGUACGAUGGAGACGGCGUUGCUAUAGCGAAACCCGCACCCAAAACAACUGAUGCCGAAAGGAAAAGCGUCAGGAAAGACGGUCCGGAAGAUAGAAAUGUCCAUUUCGGUGCAAAAAGUCGAACCUGGUCCGGAGAAUCCAGAGAUGCCAGAAGUGAGCGCAGCUGGGAGGGAUUGGAGUUCAGGAACCGAAGAGGUCCCGCAGACCGCGGCGGAGGCCCCCGAGAGCGGCGGAGCGGGGACGAAAUGGCCGACGGCUCCCAACAAUCUAUUUUGAAAGUAGAAAACGUGUCCAUUGGAAGGAUAAUCGGGCGCGGGGGAGCGAAAAUACGGGAACUUGAAGAGAGCAGCGGCGCGAGGAUAAAGAUUACCAGGGGAGAUUAUGAAGGAGAAGUGGCCAUCUUCGGAUCAUCUGCUGCACAGCAAAAGGCCAAAGAAAUGAUUGAAGACCUGGUUUCCGGCGGCACCUCCCAGUUUAGUUACGGUCCAGGCAGGGGGCAGUGCAGUGACGGGGAAAGGUUCAGAGGAGGGGCGGAUAAAGGAGCCAUGAGCAGGAACGGCUCCGUGUGGGCAAAGGACGUGCCGCGGGCUCCAAGCGAUGCUCCAGCCCCUCCAUCCAUCGACUGGAACGACAUCCGACAAAACAGAAAGAAGUAUGAGGAGCUGAAAUGGAAAGACCUCCCACCACUGAAGAAGAACUUUUACACUGAAGCAGCGAGCGUGUCCAGGCUCACACCCGAGGAAGUCGUUGAAUGGAGGAAGGAGAAUAACAACAUAUUUGUAGAUGACUUAAAGGAGGAUGGAGAAAAGCGCUCCAUACCUCGUCCCUGUCGUACAUUUCUGGAGGCAUUCAGCGCUUACCCAGAGAUUAUGGAAAAUAUUGAGCGUGUUGGUUUUGUCAAACCAACCCCCAUACAGUCUCAGGCAUGGCCAGUGUUAAUGAGUGGAGACGACCUGAUAGCGAUUGCUCAGACAGGAACAGGGAAAACUCUGGCCUACCUGCUGCCAGGAUUCAUCCACAUGGAUGGGCAGCCUGUAUGCAGAGAUGAGAGGGAUGGUCCAGGCAUGUUGGUGCUGACUCCUACCAGAGAACUAGCUCUGCAGAUCGAAGCAGAGUGCAGCAAGUACAGUUAUAAAGGAUACAAAAGCAUCUGCAUCUAUGGAGGGGGUGACAGGAGAGGCCAGAUCAACCUGGUGAAGAGCGGCGUGGACAUCGUGAUCGCCACGCCAGGCCGACUCCACGAUUUACAGAUGAACGAGCUCAUCAACCUUCGCUCCAUCACCUACCUGGUGCUGGACGAGGCUGACCGCAUGCUGGAUAUGGGCUUCGAACCCCAGAUCCUGAAGAUUCUGCUGGACAUCCGUCCGGACCGGCAGACUGUCAUGACCAGUGCCACCUGGCCCACAGGUGUAAGGAGAUUGUCCAAAUCCUACCUAAAGAAUCCUAUAAUGGUUUACGUGGGGACUCUGGACCUGGCUGCAGUGAACACAGUGCAGCAGUCACUGCUGAUUGUUCAGGAGGAGGAGAAAAAGAUGUACGUUUACGACUUCAUCAGGAACAUGAAGCCUCAGGACAAAGUCUUGGUCUUUGUGGGCAAGAAGAUUGUCGCCGAUGACCUGACGAGUGACCUCUGCCUGCAAGGAAUCGCCGUGCAGUGCCUCCAUGGAGACCGCGAGCAGAGCGUCCGUGAAGAGGCCCUCAGCGACUUCAAGGAGAGUCGAGUUCGCAUCCUGGUCGCCACCGAUCUGGCUUCCAGGGGCCUGGACGUCCAUGACAUAACGCAUGUUUUUAACUACGACUUCCCACGAAACAUAGAGGAGUACGUCCACCGAGUGGGCCGCACGGGCCGAGCUGGACGAUCGGGUGCUGCCAUCACUCUAUUAACAAGAGACAACUGGAGGAUGGCACCGGAGCUGAUCUCUAUCCUGGAAAGAGCAGGACAAGACGUCCCAGAAGAGUUGGUGCUGAUGGCAGAGAGAUACGAGAAGCACAAGAAGGAGAGAGAGAUGUGUCCUCCUCGAGGACGCGGAUGGGAGGGCGGAGGAGGAGGAGGCGGCGGUGGAGGGAGAGGCGGCAGAGACAGAGGGCAAAGCUGGCGAUACUAAUGUCUGUAGAUCAGGCUGGGAUCCCAUCUAAAGUUGGCUGUAAUUUCUUCAGCAUGUAAAAGUUUCGUUUAGUGUUUAAGUGUGGUAUUUUUUUCCUCUGCAUGAAUGACCAUCGGGUGUUGCCGUUUGUUUUGCCAGGUACACACCGUUGCUUUUAAAGGCUAACAAAUGCACUGUUUCAAGUCUGGUAUUUGCUUUAUACGUCCCGCAUCAACUUUGUUUAUAUAGACUGAUUGUUUUUGCAGUGUGUUUUUUCUUUUGUUUUGUUUUUGGGAUAAAGUGUUC
Fundulus heteroclitus (mummichog) is the source of this 2503-nucleotide messenger RNA. RefSeq names its product probable ATP-dependent RNA helicase DDX43. Gene Ontology annotation, molecular function: RNA binding; ATP binding; RNA helicase activity. Lineage: Eukaryota; Metazoa; Chordata; Actinopteri; Cyprinodontiformes; Fundulidae. The transcript has 17 exons. The record is from RefSeq and is a predicted model, not a curated record. Bases 95 to 2218 code for a protein of 707 amino acids.